GUUUUUUGGUGGUCUGAGCAACACUUGUAUUCUUUUGUUGUCGGACUGCAUUUGUAAAAAUGUCUUUUGGAUUUUGUGUGAGAGUGCUUGUGCUUUCGCUAUUGACUUUUGGCCAGCAUGCCCAGGCACUCAGCUACAGAAGUGGAGGCUCCAACGAAGUUAAACCUUACUUUGGUUUUGAAAGAAGCCUCAAACCUGCUUCAUCUGAGAACCUGAAGCCAGCUACUGCACCGCGUGCAGGCAGCGAUCGUGGUUAUGGUAGGCUAGUAGAUGGAUACAGUCAAGAAGGAAGUGUUUCUAGUUACAGGCCUGGCCCCCCGAUCAUUCAGAAACCCAGACAACAAACCCAGCAGCCGCUUCUAACUAACUCCAAUGCAGGAGUCCUGACGAAAGCUGAAAGUCCAAAGACUGGAGACCCGAUGUCGGGCAUCGCAUCAAGUUAUGGUAUUAUGAUGUAUGCUUCGCCCCAAUCUGAGUCCACUUGGCAGCCCAAGCCCCCGCAGCAGUUGUACCAAAAGAAGUCCCAGCAGACCUCCUACCCAGACUACCCAUUUAAGCCCCAGGAACCCACCAGCAUGCUGAGGCCCCAGCAACGUGCCUACCCAUCUAAGCUCCAUGAAACCUCUGACCCAGUUAGGCCGCAGCAACGUGCCUACCCAGACUACCUAGCCAAGCCCCAGGAACCCGCCAGCAUGGUGAGGCCCCAGCAACGUGCCUACCCCGCCUACCCAUCUAAGCCCCAGCAACCAGCUGACCUGGUUAGGCCCCAGCCACGUGCCUACCCAUCUAAGCUCCAGGAAACCUCCGACCUGGUAAGGCCCCAGCCACGCGCCUACCCAGACUACCCAUCUGGGCCCCAGCAACCCGCCGACACAGUUAGGCCCCAGCAACACGCCUUCCAAGACUACCGAUCCAAGCUACAGAAAGCUGCCAACCCGGUUGGACCCCAGCAACGUGCCUACCCAGACAACUCUGGCAUGUUUCCUUAUCAGGGAGGUGUUUCUUCUGGCUCUAAACCCACCGACUCAAACCCAAAACUGAAUCUUCUGCCAAGAAGUUCAAUGGCAUCCCCAGACCAUCCUAGGUGGCAGCAGCUCCUAAUACCUGUACCUGUGCACAACAGAUAUCAUUAACCUUUUGGUAUCCUGAUGUUCCUGACUUUCUUUCUGGAAGCUGUCUGGGUUUUUUCCCCCAAUAAAAGUACUGAAAC
Molecule: messenger RNA, 1210 nt
Organism: Etheostoma spectabile (orangethroat darter)
Lineage: Eukaryota; Metazoa; Chordata; Actinopteri; Perciformes; Percidae
Product: calcium-binding protein P
Exons: 5
Coding region: 60-1133 (357 amino acids)
Source: RefSeq, a predicted model, not a curated record